UCGAGGGAGUCAAGCAGCGCCUCGUCUGCGCGGGCUCAUUGUCGCAGGUAGGGUAUAUAAAGAAAGGCUACAUGUUUAUGACAGUCAUUUGUUAACGCGGACAGAAGUCGAUACGGGUCGUGAUUGGGGUAGCCGUACUUCCCUCGUCGGUUUCAUUUCUUAUAGGGUUUUAAAAAUACAGAGGUUUGGAAAAUGAUGCUCUCCCCUUGGGACCGAUGGUAUUCAAGCACCUGCUGCCUGUGCUGCCAUGUCCGCACAGCCACCAUCAUCCUGGGGGUCUGGUAUAUGCUCAUCAACGCCGUGGUGUUGGUCAUCCUCUUUACGGCGCUCAGCGAUCCCGACCAGUACCACCUGACCAGCGCUGAGCUGGCUAAUGACCUGGAUGUCAUGGAUGACGCCAAUAUGUGCAUUGCUUCAGCAAUCUCCCUGCUGAUGAUAUUAAUCUGUGGGAUGGCUACCUAUGGUGCAUAUAAGUUGCAUGCCGCCUGGAUCAUCCCCUUCUUCUGCUACCAAAUAUUUGACUUUGCACUCAACACCCUGGUGGCUGUGAGCAUCGUGGUCUAUCCAAACACGAUCCAGGAUUACCUCCAACAACUGCCGGAAAACUUCCCCUACAAAGAGGAGGUGGCUGCCCUGAGCAGUUUCUGCCUGGUCCUCAUUGUCUUGCUCUUCAUCAGCUGUAUUCUAGCGUUCAAGGCCUACCUGAUCGCAUGCGUGUGGAAUUGCUACAGGUAUGUGUGCGGAAGAGGAAGUUCUGAAGUGCUGCUCUACGUGACCACUAAUGACACCACGGUGCUGCUCCCCCCAUACGACGACAGUGUCAGGGUACCCCCCAAACAGCGCCCCCUAUCCUACACGACAGCCUGAAGACCAGGCCUCAACACUGUCACCAUGACACCCUCUACGAAACCCCAUAAUAUCCACUUUGUCCUUGAGACAUGCUAUUGAGCUGUUCUUGUUAUUAUUUAUUGUUAUUUAUUUUCCAACGCACCACACGGCCUCAACACUACCCUACAUAAGAUGUAGACACACACACACACACACACACACACACACACACACACACACAGACACUCAUGCAUUCAUAAGAUAACUCAUUUUACACUUUCAUUCACAACUGGUAUUUGAUGCCAACUUUGACCUACUGAUCAGUGUGUGGAAUAACGUGUAACUUUGUACAUUUAUUGUGUGUCCCUCCCAAGAACCUGUGUACGACGACUUAACCGUUUUAUUCAUUGGCACUAAUUUCUAUUUUGAAUGGGGAAUAUCCAGGAAAUGAUAUGCAUUGUAUGCAUUUGACACUGGGCGACCUAAUGAAAAAUGGAAGCACUUACAAGUGUGAGGAGGGAGUAUACAUAGAUAAACAUAUAGAAAAGAAAGAGGAUAUAUUUGUAUUUCUAUUUAAACAGCAGUUUAGGUGUAAUAGCAUUUUUCUUGUCAUUCCUGAUGAUCAAAGAUGCCACAAAUAUGAAAAGAAGGCCCUGUUGUUUCUAAUGAGUAGAGAAGGGUCUUUAAGUGUUUCCCGGUAGCUAAUUAGUGUCUUCUAGUGAUCAGGGUUAGAUUGCCUUUAUCCAUAACCUCCUCUGUCACGGGGUGCGCUCCGUGGAAUCAUGUGUGGUGUGUCACAGUAACUACAACCAUUCCAAAGACUUCAAC
Messenger RNA from Gadus macrocephalus (Pacific cod), 1656 nucleotides. Its product is annotated as lysosomal-associated transmembrane protein 4B-like. The coding region runs from base 193 to 867 and encodes 224 amino acids. The record is from RefSeq and is a predicted model, not a curated record. The transcript has 7 exons. NCBI's taxonomy places the organism in Eukaryota, Metazoa, Chordata, Actinopteri, Gadiformes, Gadidae. Gene Ontology annotation, cellular component: lysosomal membrane.